Fraxinus pennsylvanica is the source of this 3558-nucleotide messenger RNA. The record is from the annotation of a GenBank genome assembly. Lineage: Eukaryota; Viridiplantae; Streptophyta; Magnoliopsida; Lamiales; Oleaceae.
AUGUCCACUUCUCGCUCUCUCCGAUCUUCCAUAUCCCCUUUCCGUUCCCGGAAAACACCCCCACCGCCGCCGUCUUCGUCGACUGUGCCACCUAAACACCAACAUCGUCCUACCACUCCUUCAUCUACCAAUUCUUCCACGGCGUCGUUUUACAACCCCAGCACGGCAUCCACAACUUCUAUUACUCCGAUUAAAGCUAAAGAAAAUGUCACCGUUACUGUACGAUUUCGGCCUCUUAGUGCCAGGGAGAUCAGUAAAGGGGAUGAAGUAGCUUGGUAUGCUGAUGGAGACCGCACUGUCCGGAAUGAAUACAAUCCCGACAUUGCUUAUAGCUUUGAUAGAGUAUUUGGUCCUGCAACAACUACUCGCCAUGUUUAUGAUAUUGCAGCUCAGCAUGUUGUGGGUGGUGCCAUGGAAGGAAUAAAUGGUACAGUGUUUGCAUAUGGUGUUACUAGCAGUGGGAAGACUCACACAAUGCAUGGGGAGCAGAAGUCACCAGGAAUCAUACCCUUGGCAGUGAAGGAUGUGUUUGGAAUCAUACAAGAGACACCUGGACGGGAGUUUCUCCUCCGAGUCUCCUAUUUGGAAAUCUACAAUGAGGUCAUUAAUGAUUUGCUUGAUCCCACAGGGCAGAAUCUAAGAAUAAGAGAGGACUCUCAGGGUACAUAUGUGGAGGGAAUCAAAGAAGAGGUUGUUCUUUCACCUGCUCAUGCUCUUUCACUAAUAGCUUCUGGGGAAGAGCACAGGCACGUGGGUUCUAAUAACUUCAAUUUGCUCAGCAGUCGGAGCCACACUAUAUUUACCUUGACUAUUGAAAGCAGCCCACGUGAGGAAAAUUAUGGAGAAGAAGUGACGUUGUCCCAACUGCAUUUAAUUGACUUGGCAGGAUCUGAAAGUUCUAAAACAGAGACCACUGGAUUGAGGAGAAAAGAAGGUUCAUACAUAAAUAAAAGCUUACUAUCUCUUGGCACUGUGAUAUCUAAACUAACAGAUGGAAAGUCUACUCAUAUACCGUAUCGAGAUUCAAAGCUGACCCGUCUGUUGCAGUCAUCUCUUAGUGGCCAUGGUCGGGUUUCUCUUAUUUGCACAGUUACACCAGCCUCUAGCAAUACUGAAGAAACACACAACACACUUAAGUUUGCUCAUCGUAGUAAGCAUGUGGAAAUCAAGGCCUCACAAAAUAAGAUUAUUGAUGAGAAGUCAGUCAUCAAAAAGUACCAGAAAGAAAUUUCUAAUCUGAGAGAAGAGCUUCAGCAAUUAAAGCGUGGCAUGAUGGAAAACCAAAAUGUGACGUCUCCACAGCAAGAAGAUCUAGUUAAUCUGAAGCUUCAGUUGGAAGCUGGGCAGGUUAAGUUGCAAUCGAGACUGGAGGAGGAAGAACAAGCCAAAGCAGCUUUAAUGGGAAGGAUUCAGAGAUUAACUAAGCUUAUUUUGGUUUCUACCAAAAAUACAAUACAACCAACCGUCCGUCAAAAGCAUGGCCAUAGGAGGAGGCAUUCAUUUGGGGAAGAUGAGCUAGCUUACUUGCCAGAUAAAAAACGAGAGUACAUGAUUGAUGAUGAUGCUGGAAGUAUCGAUUCUGAAAUUUCAAUGGAUGGAAGGGGUGAUCUCACUAAUCUAGACGAGGUAGUCAAAGAUUACAAAAGGAACAGGAGGAGAGGGAUGCUUGGCUGGUUCAAAGUAAAAAAGCCCGAUAAUCUUGUCGGCUCAUCACCAACUGCCGAUUAUGAGUUCUCUGCUAAUGAUUCACCUGCAUCCUCAUCAAAAUCAUCCCAAAGUAGAGUUACAUUUAGUGAUAUGAAAGACGGACAGAGGAAAUCAAUCAGUAGAAGAGUCGAUGAUGGUGCUAGUGUUGAUUUUCUUCGUGAAAGAACUCAAGCUGGUGAUUUGUUCAGUGCAGCUUUUAAUGGGCGGCGUCUCCCAACAACUGGGACCACCAUCACAGAUCAAAUGGAUCUUCUCCGCGAGCAAAUAAAAAUGUUAGCUGGAGAGAUGGCGUUAUGCACUAGUUCUCUGAAACGAUUAUCAGAGCAAGCAACUAAGAAUCCCGAAGACCGACAACUUCUGGAAAACAUGCGAAAGCUGAAGGAUGAAAUAAGAGAAAAGAAGCUUCAAAUGCGUGCUCUGGAACAACGUAUGCUUGGAUCAGUAGAGAUAUCUCCACAUGGUUCAAGCAAUACUGAGAUUUCUGAGGCUCUGUCUAGCCUAGCUACUCAACUAAAUGAGAAAACUUUUGAACUUGAAAUUAAAUCAGCAGAUAACAGGGUCCUUCAGGAGCAACUACAAGCGAAGACGUUGGAAAAUGCUGAGAUGCAAGAAACCAUCUUUUUGCUAAGGCAGCAGCUUGAUUCCUUGCAAUUGGAUAAAAGUUCAAGUGCACCUCAAAGGAUUGGUAAUGAUUGGAACACAUCUCCAAGCUGCUCUAGAGAAUCUUUAAUCAAGAAAAGUGGAAGGAGGGAUGAGAUUAAUUCGUGUGAAGAAACAUCUCUCGAAGAAAAUGCACCAACUGGUGUCAUGAGCUUAAAUAGGAUAUUCAACACUGAGGAGGCCAAAGACUGCAAUAGUGAUGCAUUUUUGAAUUCUCAGCUUCUUUUGCAGGCUUCCGAGAUAGAAUCAUUGAAGCAAGAGAAGGCAAAACUUGUGGAAGAGAAGGAUGGACUAGAAGUCCACAGCCAAAAGCUAGCUGAGGAAGCUUCUUAUGCAAAAGAGCUUGCAGCAGCAGCAGCAGUUGAGCUUCGGAGUUUGGCAGAAGAGGUAACAAAGCUUUCAUACCAAAAUGCAAAACUCACUGCUGAGGUGGCUUCGAAAGACGUCCUCUGUAAAGCAAAUUGCUGUCAGAGGUCAGUUUCAAUCGAUAUGAAGCAAGCUAAAAUAAAUGGUCGAUCUGAUGCACGAUUGAGAAAGCCAGAGGACAGUUUGUCCAUGGAGGAGCUUCAGCAAGAACGAAAUGCACGAUACCAAAGAGAGGCCUCUUUGGUCAACGCAUUGUCUGAAAGAGAUAAAAUAGAAGUUGAACUGCGAAAGAAACUUGAUGAAGCAAAGAGACGGGAAGAGAAUUUAGAAAAUGAGCUUGCAAACAUGUGGGUUUUGGUUGCGAAUAUGCGCAAAUCUGGCACUAGUAUUGAGGAAGCUUCAUUUAAUGGGGUCAUUGCUUCUAAUGUUUUGAAGAAAAAAAUUACUAACGGAUUUUUGUCAUCUGAUGGAAAGUUGAUAACAAAGUUUCACGAGAAUGAGGCAAAUGAAAAUGUAGAAGAACCAAGUUCAUUUGAGGAGUUAGAAGCUCGCUAUAAUUUGGAGAGGAGAUGUAAAGAGCUUGAAAAUUUAGUUUUGAGAUUAAAGGGUGACGAUGUUUGUGGUUUGGAUACUAAUACUCUUGAAGAGCUGCAAAACUUUCAUGUAGAGGCUAUUACCAAGAUUUGCCAUGCAAAACAUUUCCUAGAGUUCCAGGAUUUUAGGUGCACUAACAACCUUGCAAAUACAAUUUCACAAAUUUCGGCUCAGAACGCAGCAGCAUAUUUUUGCUCCAAGCAGCAACUAUCAUUUUUAGAACUGGCAUAG